Molecule: messenger RNA, 1734 nt
Organism: Pieris napi
Lineage: Eukaryota; Metazoa; Arthropoda; Insecta; Lepidoptera; Pieridae
Exons: 4
Coding region: 141-1442 (433 amino acids)
Source: RefSeq, a predicted model, not a curated record
ACUGUGCAUACCAUUUGCACUUUGCAGAGGCCAUGACGCAUCACGUUUUUCCAAGCACCUAGUUCAUCGUGUCCGUUGGGCUUACGGAAAAUAUUGAAAAUUAAGGUGUAAAAGUGGCAAAAACUGAUCAACGUGACGAGAUGAAUUCGAGAGAGACACAAGAAGCAUCGGGUAAAUCGCAGGUGCCUAAUAGAACAUUGGCAAAACGUAUUUCGGCCAUAGUACAAACCAAAUUGUUCAAAAACCUACAAUCACUUGAACAAUCAUCACCUGAUUCUGGUUGUUUAGGAGACCCUGAACCUAAACGAAGGCGACUUAGCGAAGAUCCAAAUAAAUAUUUACCAACAACAGCUUGUGCUAGUACAAACACAGAUUCUUUAUAUUCUCCAAGGUCAACACAAAAACGUAAAAGCGAAGAUUUGUUAAAUGCAACUACAAGUAAAUCACCAGAGGACGCAGUAAAUCGGGUGUCAUUUAAUUUGAAAAGCUCAUUGCGUUCAGAGGAUGAUACGAAGCGAAAAGAAACUUAUGUAGAUCACAACAGAACGCCAGGAUCGCCUUUCUAUCCAGGUAAUACAACGUAUGGCGGAGAGAACUGGGAAUGCCAUGUUUGCCAUGUAAGAAAUGAUAAACGUAACAGCAAAUGCGUGUGCUGUCAAGUUGAGAAACCAGGGAAGAAGAAACCAGAAAUAACAUUUAAUAUGUGUUUGCCAACUACAACAUUUAUUCUUGGAAGUAGUUUUAAUACAAUUAAUAUUGGCCCCAUGAAGUCGGUGAAUUUUAAAUUUGGAAAUAAAAUUAAUUCAACAAAUGUUUUAAAUUUCGGAGGCCCUUCAGGCAAAUGUGAGUCGCUGACAAUCGAUUCGCAGGGUAACAUAAGAUCUGCAGGGGACAAAAUAAAUGAGAACAUUAUAUUGAGUGGUAAUGGCAUUAACAUAUUUCAAGGCAGCAACAAAGGAUGUAACUCAUUAAUUAAUUUAGGAAGUAAUUUAAAUACAAUUAAUUUUGGCCCCAUGAAGUCGGUGAAUUUUAAAAUUGGAAAUAAUAUUAAUUCAACAAAUGUUUUAAAUUUCGGAGGUCCUUCAGGCAAAUGUGAGUCGCUGACAAUCGUUUCGCAGGGUAACAUAACAUCUGCAGGGAACAUUAUAUCGAGUGGUAAUAAUAGCAUUAACAUAUUUCAAGGCAGCAACAAAGGAUGUAACUCAUUAAUUAAUUUAGGAAGUAAUUUAAAUACAAUUAAUUUUGGCCCUAUGAAGUCGGUGAAUUUUGAAAUUGGAAAUAAUAUUAAUUCAACAAAUGUUUUAAAUUUCGGAGGUCCUUCAGGCAAAUGUGAGUCGCUGACAAUCGUUUCGCAGGGUAACAUAACAUCUGCAGGGAACAUUAUAUCGAGUGGUAAUAAUAGCAUUACCACAUUUCAACGCAGCAACAAAAAACAGACUUGAGUUAUCUGUGUUUAAUGAGUUACAUCUCAUUAAACACAGAUAACUCAAGUCUGUUUACUAGCGUCCAAAGCCAGCCUAAACCAACAGGAGGACUAUUCAGAGUUCAACCACAGACAGAAAACAGUAGUUGGGCUUCUUCUACAAAUUUAUGUUCAGCAUCGCAGAAAGCGGUCCGACGAACAACACCACAAUGAACGCUUUAUAAUCAAAACUAGCCAAGAUAGGUAUUAAAAUUACACCCGUGUCAUGAAUGUCACGUGUUUCGUCUUGAUGAACGAUAUUUAUAUAUUUU